This is a messenger RNA of Dujonia railenensis, 1581 nucleotides long. The record is from the annotation of a GenBank genome assembly. NCBI's taxonomy places the organism in Eukaryota, Fungi, Ascomycota, Pichiomycetes, Serinales, Debaryomycetaceae.
AUGACUACUAUAGGAGAACUGAUCAAGAUCACUGACAACUCUGCUGUUGUUAUCCCGGAGACAAAUUUGACUUUGACUUACAGACAAUUAUCGUCGUACAUCGGGAACUUCCAGACGUUGUUCAAUUCCAAUGAAUCACCAUUGUUCAAUUCCAAGAAACAGUUGACUAUUGCUACCGCAUUACCUAACGGGUUAGAGUUCCUUGUUGCCUUCUUGGGAACCACCAUCUCGGGUAACGUAAUUGCUCCAUUGAACUCCAACUACAAGCAAAGUGAGUUUGAAUUCUACCUCGAUGACUUGAAAGCUGACGCUAUCAUCGUCCCUCAGGGCAUUAAAUUGAACAGUGAGGUUAUCAAAGCUGUUUCCAAGUUCCCAGAGAUCCUCAUUGUUGAAAUCUUCGAAUCGCCAGAAAGAUCCACUGUCGAUUUCGCUGUCUACUACCACGAAAAGAUUAAGUUCACCUCUAAGGUCAAGACAGCCUUCCAGAACUCAACCAAGCAGUACCACAACGCCAGAGCUACAGAUAACCAGGUGGCUAUGAUUUUGCACACUUCAGGUACCACUUCAAGACCUAAGCAAGUGCCAUUGACGCACUUGAACUUGACUACUUCUUUCAAGAAUAUCGCCAACACUUAUGAUCUUUCUCCAAAGGAUAGGUCUUACGUCGUGAUGCCUCUAUUCCAUGUUCAUGGGCUCAUUGGAUCUUUGUUAUCCACUUUGUAUAGUCAAGGUACUGUAAUUAUUCCAGAGAAGUUCUCAGCUAAGAAGUUCUGGGAUGAUUUUGUUACUCACAAGGCAAACUGGUAUUCUGCAGUCCCCACCAUUCACCAAAUCUUGUUAAAUGUUCCUAAACCAUCCAAGAUACCAGAUAUCAGAUUCAUCAGAUCAUGUUCUUCUGCCUUGGCACCAGCUACCUUUGAAAAAUUAGAAAAGCACUUCGAAGCGCCAAUUGUCGAAGCUUAUGCAAUGACUGAAGCAGCUCAUCAAAUGACAUCUAAUAAUAUUCCCAGCAAGGGACAAAGAAAGCCAGGAACUGUUGGACAACCUCAAGGAGUUGAAGUCGUAGUGCUCGACGACGCUGGAAAGAUUUUACCACAGGGCCAGAUUGGAGAAGUCUCUAUCAAAGGUUUAAACGUCACAAAGGGCUACAUAAACAACCCAACUGCCAACAAGGAAAAUUUCACUGCUGAAGGUUACUUCAGAACUGGAGAUCAAGGUAAAUUCGACAAGGACGGUUUCUUGAGUCUUACUGGUAGAUUAAAGGAGUUGAUUAACAGAGGAGGGGAGAAGAUCAGUCCUGUGGAAUUAGAUGGAAUUUUGUUACACCACCCUUCUAUCAACGAAGUUGUCUUCUUCGGUGCUUCGGACGAAAAAUACGGACAGGCUGUUCAAGUUGCCAUCGUUUUAAAAGAUGGAGCCAAAUUGACAGAGGAAGACGUGAAAGAAUACUUAAAAGACAAGGUAGCAGCAUUUAAGAUACCAACUAAGGUCUUUAUUGUUGAUGUCUUACCAAAGACUGCUACCGGUAAGAUUCAACGUAGAAAGAUAGCCGAAUUCUUUGCACCAAAGGCCAAGUUAUAA